AUGAUCAUAGGUGCCCUUAUCAAAACCACUCCUACUGUCACUAUAUACCCUCGUUCAUUUUUCGACACCCCUAAACCCUUGCAAGUUUUACAGUCCAUUCAGAAACUCAAAAGCUACAAAACUCUGAUGGCGGCGGCCGCGCCAACCACUUUCUCCUCCACCAACACCACCACCUCCGCAUCAUCGAAACUCCUUAAGCCACCAACCAAAGUUCCUGCUCUCAGCUUGGGCUUCCUUUCAUCGUCUACCCCUUCGCUUAAUCGGCUCCGCGCUUCCGCUUCCCAAGCCGGAGCCUCACACGCAGGUUCGGCCCUCUCGGCUCGUAUGGUCUCUGCUCCGACCAUCAAGCCGCCCGCCUCUCUCGAUUUCGACACCUCUGUUUUCACCAAGGAGAAAAUCAACCUUUCUGGCCAUGAUGAGUACAUUGUGAGAGGAGGGAGAAAUUUGUUCAAGCUUUUGCCUGAUGCAUUCAAGGGUAUCAAGCAGAUUGGGGUGAUUGGUUGGGGCUCACAGGGACCAGCUCAAGCUCAGAACUUGAGGGAUUCUCUUGCUGAAGCAAAAUCUGAUAUUGUGGUCAAGAUUGGUUUGAGGAAGGGUUCUCGCUCAUUUGCUGAGGCUCGUGCUGCUGGGUUUUCUGAAGAAAAUGGAACCCUGGGGGACAUAUGGGAGACUGUCUCUGGCAGUGAUUUGGUGCUGCUCUUGAUAUCCGAUGCAGCUCAGGCUGAUAAUUAUGAGAAAGUGUUCUCCCACAUGAAACCAAAUAGCAUACUUGGACUUUCCCAUGGAUUCCUUUUGGGCCAUUUGCAGUCGUUGGGCCUUGACUUUCCCAAAAACAUCAGUGUCAUAGCUGUAUGUCCAAAGGGAAUGGGACCCUCUGUUAGAAGGUUAUAUGUACAAGGGAAAGAAAUCAAUGGUGCUGGAAUUAAUUCGAGUUUUGCUGUCCACCAGGAUAUUGAUGUCAGAGCUACAGACGUUGCCCUUGGAUGGUCUGUUGCCCUUGGUUCUCCUUUUACUUUUGCCACUACUCUGGAGCAGGAGUACAAGAGCGAUAUUUUUGGGGAGCGAGGCAUUUUACUCGGUGCUGUGCAUGGCAUUGUGGAAUCAUUGUUCAGAAGGUACACUGAAAAUGGAAUGAGUGAGGAAGUUGCCUACAAGAACACCGUGGAGUGCAUAACUGGGGUUAUUUCGAGGACCAUAUCAACAAAGGGUAUGCUGGCUGUGUACGAUUCAUUGACUGAAGAUGGCAAAAAGGAAUUUGAUGCUGCAUAUAGCGCUUCAUAUUAUCCCUGCAUGGACAUCUUAUAUGAGUGCUAUGAAGAUGUAGCCAGUUGCAGUGAGAUCAGGAGUGUCGUCUUGGCCGGACGUCGUUUUUAUGAGAAGGAAGGUUUACCAGCUUUCCCAAUGGGCAACAUUGACCAGACGCGGAUGUGGAAAGUUGGUGAGAAAGUUCGAGCAGCACGUCCAGCGGGUGACUUGGGACCUUUGUAUCCUUUCACUGCAGGUGUCUAUGUGGCAUUGAUGAUGGCCCAGAUUGAGAUUCUGAGAAAGAAAGGGCACUCCUACUCGGAGAUUAUCAACGAGAGUGUAAUCGAGUCUGUUGAUUCAUUGAAUCCUUUCAUGCAUGCUAGAGGCGUUUCAUUCAUGGUUGACAAUUGUUCGACAACAGCAAGACUAGGAUCAAGGAAGUGGGCCCCUCGUUUCGAUUACAUUCUCACACAGCAGGCUUUGGUAGCCGUGGAUAAAGGUGCUCCUAUUAACCGAGAUCUCAUUAGCAACUUCUUAUCAGAUCCUGUGCAUGGAGCAAUCGAAGUAUGUGCCCAAUUGAGACCUACUGUGGACAUAUCAGUGCCCCCAGAUGCUGAUUUUGUCCGUCCUGAGUUGCGUCAGUCCAGCAACUGA
Messenger RNA from Fraxinus pennsylvanica, 1899 nucleotides. NCBI's taxonomy places the organism in Eukaryota, Viridiplantae, Streptophyta, Magnoliopsida, Lamiales, Oleaceae. The record is from the annotation of a GenBank genome assembly.